Bubalus bubalis (water buffalo) is the source of this 5312-nucleotide messenger RNA. Its product is annotated as zinc finger protein 665. NCBI's taxonomy places the organism in Eukaryota, Metazoa, Chordata, Mammalia, Artiodactyla, Bovidae. Bases 786 to 3692 code for a protein of 968 amino acids. Gene Ontology annotation, molecular function: RNA polymerase II transcription regulatory region sequence-specific DNA binding; DNA-binding transcription repressor activity, RNA polymerase II-specific. Gene Ontology annotation, cellular component: nucleus. Gene Ontology annotation, biological process: negative regulation of transcription by RNA polymerase II. The transcript is spliced from 6 exons. The record is from RefSeq and is a predicted model, not a curated record.
CACAGCUGGAUUGAGAGAGUAUUCAGGAAAUGUGGCAAUGUUGUUUAUAUAAGUAUACCCCAUUAUAAAUCUACUGGGGACCCAAAGGGAUUUGCAUUAGUGGAAUUUGAAACAAAAGAACAAGCUGCAAAAGCUAUUGAGUUUCUUAAUAACCCACCAGAGGAAGCACCAAGAAAACCUGGUGUAUUUCCCAAGACGGUGAAAAACAAGCCCAUUCCUGCUCUCAGUGUAACUGAAGAAAAGAAAAAGAAAAAAAAGAAGAAAGGCCGAACAAAGAAAGACGACAAUAUCCAGACCAAGGAGUCAAAUAUGGACGCGAGCAAGGAAAGUGUCUGUAAGAAAAGAUCAAAGACCACAUCUGAGAGCUCUGAAGUAGAGGUUACCGAACCCCAGAAGCAACCCACAAAGAAAAAGAAAAAACAAGAAAAAACUGAAGUAUCCAGCUUACCUUUAGUCAAAGCAGGGAAGAGGAAAAGAAGCGGCUCUGAAGAUGCAGACUGCCUCACUCCCAAAGUGAAAGUUAAGAAAGUGUCACAGAAAGACGUUAAAAAAGAAGCUCCAGAAGUUUGUAAAGAAAACAAAGAAUUAGAAGUCUCUAUGGAAGAGGAAAAGGAUACUGGAGAUAUAAAAGACGGAUCCCUACUGAAAGCAAAAAGAAAGCAUAAGAAAAAACAUAAAGAGAGGCAUAAAAUGGGAGAAGAGGUUAUUCCAUUACGAGUACUAUCAAAGCACAGUUGAACUUCAAGGAUGUGUUCCUAGAUUUCACUCCUGAGGAGUGGGAAUGCAUGGACCCUGCCCAGAGGACCAUGUACCAGGACGUGAUGGUGGAGACCCUCAGGAACCUGCUGUCUGUGGAUAUCUCUCCUACACAUGUGAUCAAGCAUUUACAACCCAAAGGGAACAGUGAUAAACAAGAAAUAUUCCAAACAUUGAUGCUGGGAAGACCUGAAAGCUGUGAUAUCAAACAUUUUCAUCUUUGGGAAAGUCAGGAAAAUACAUGUGACUUUGAAUGUCAGGGGAGAGAUGACAAACGAAAUUACAAAGGAACACCUGUAAGCCUUAAUGGAAAUGUGCCUGAUGAAAUAGAUUCACAUGAUGGAAAGGAUGCAGGAAUCAAGCCGUUUGGAAGUAGGCUUGGAUUUAACUUUCACGAUAAACUGCAGAUAUUUCAAACUAGUGGGAUAAUUUCUGAAUAUAAUGAAGUUGAGAGGUCUGUCAACAACAGUUUCUCAUUUUCACCACUUCAAAGAAUUCCUCCUUGUGCCCAAACCAGUGUUUCUAAUAUAUAUGGGAAUGACUUUAUGAAUCCUUCAGUAGUAAUGCAAGACCUCAAAGCACACAGGGAAAAACCUUACAAAUGUGAUGAGUGUGGUAAGGCCUUUCGUGUAAAGUCAAGCCUUUUAAGUCAUCAGACAGUUCAUACUGGAGAGAAACCUUACAAAUGUGACGAGUGUGGCAAGGCCUUUCGUUUAAAGUCAAUCCUUUUAAGUCAUCAGACAGUUCAUACUGGAGAGAAACCUUACAAAUGUGAUGAGUGUGGCAAGGCCUUUCGUUUAAAGUCAUUCCUUUUAAGUCAUCAGAGAGUUCAUACUGGAGAGAAACCUUACAAAUGUGAUGAGUGUGGCAAGGCCUUUCGUGCAAAGUCAACCAUUUUAAGGCAUCAGACAGUUCAUACUGGUGAGAAACCUUACAAAUGUAAUGAGUGUGGCAAGGCCUUUACUCACAGCUCAAAUCUCAGGAGACAUCAGAAAAUUCAUACAGGACAGAAAUUAUUUAAAUGUGAUAUAUGUGACAAAGUCUUCAGCCGAAGUGAACACCUUGCUGGUCAUCAGAGCGUUCAUUCUGGAGAGAAACCUUACAAAUGUAAUGAGUGUGGCAAGCACUUUAAUCAACCUUCAAAGUUCAUAAAUCAUAAGAGAUUACAUACUGGAGAGAAACCUUACAAAUGUGAUGAGUGUGGCAAGGACUUUAGUCAACCUUCACAGUUCAUAAGUCAUAAGAGAUUACAUACUGGAGAGAAACCCUACAAAUGUGAUGAGUGUGGCAAGGACUUUCAUGUAAAGUCAAUCCUUUUAAGGCAUCAGACAGUUCAUACUGGAGAGAAACCUUACAAAUGUGAUGAGUGUGGCAAGGCCUUUCGUGUAAAGUCAAUCCUUUUAAGUCAUCAGACAGUUCAUACUGGAGAGAAACCUUACAAAUGUGAUGAGUGUGGCAAGGCCUUUACUAACAGCUCAAACCUCAGAAGACAUCAGAAAAUUCAUACAGGACAGAAAUUAUAUAAAUGUGAUAUAUGUUACAAAGUCUUCAGCAGAAGGGAACAGCUUGCUGGUCAUCAGAGCGUUCAUUCUGGAGAGAAACCUUACAAAUGUGAUGAGUGUGGCAUCGCCUUUCAUGUAAAGUCAAUCCUUUUAAGGCAUCAGAGAGUUCAUACUGGAGAGAAACCUUACAAAUGUGAUGAGUGUGACAAGGCCUUUCCUGACAGCUCAAACCUCAGGAGACAUCAGAAAAUUCAUACAGGACAGAAAUUAUUUAAAUGUGAUAUAUGUUACAAAGUCUUCAGCGGAAGGGAACAGCUUGCUGGUCAUCAGAACGUUCAUUCUGGAGAGAAACCUUACAAAUGUGAUGAGUGUGGCAUCGCCUUUCGUGUAAAGUCAAUCCUUUUAAGGCAUCAGAGAGUUCAUACUGGAGAGAAACCUUACAAAUGUGAUGAGUGUGGCAAGGCCUUUCCUGAGAGCUCAAACCUCAGGAGACAUCAGAAAAUUCAUACAGGACAAAAAUUAUUUAAAUGUGAUAUAUGUUACAAAGUCUUUAGCGGAAGGGAACAGCUUGCUGGUCAUCAGAGUGUUCAUUCUGGAGAGAAACCUUACAAAUGUGAUGAGUGUGGCAUCGCCUUUCGUGUAAAGUCAAUCCUUUUAAGGCAUCAGAGAGUUCAUACUGGAGAGAAACCUUACAAAUGUGAUGAGUCUGGCAAGGCCUUUCGUGUAAACUCAACCCCUUUAAGGGAUCAGAGAGUUCAUACUGGAGAGAAACCUUACAAAUGUGAUGUGUGUGGCAAGGCAUUUCGUGAAAAGUCAGUCCUUUUAAGUCAUCAGACAGUUCAUUCUGGAGAGAAACUUUACAAAUGUGUUGAAUGUGGCAAGGCCUUUCGUGUAAAAGCAAUCCUUUUAAUGCAUCAGAGAGUUCAUACUGGAGAGAAACCUUACAAAUGUGAUGAGGGUGGCAAGGCCUUUCAUGAAAAGUCAUUCCGUUUCAGGCAUCAGACAGUUCAUACUGGAGAGAAACCUUACAAAUGUGAUGAGUGUGACAAGGCCUUUCGUGUAAAGUCAGCCCUUUUUAGGCAUCAGACAGUUCAUACUGGAGAGAAACCUUACAAAUGUGAUGAGUGUGGCAAGGCCUUUUGUAUAAAGUCAACCCUUUUUAGGCAUCAGAGAGUUCAUACUGGUGAGAAACCUUACAAAUGUGAUGAGUGUGGAAAAGUCUUCAGUCAAAAAUCACAUCUUCAACUUCACUGGAGAAUUCAUACUGGAGAAAGACCUUUCAGAUGUGAUGAGUGUGGCAAGUUCUUCAGUCGAAAUUCACACGUUACAAGUCAUCGCCGAAUACAUAUAGAGAAACCUUUCAAAUGUUUCAAGUGUGGAAAAUCCUUUACUCAGGUCUCAGCACUCACUCAACAUGAGAAAAUCCAUAUAUGAGAGAAAUGUAUGUGAAUGUGGUAUAUGGUAGAAGUCUUAAGAAUUCACACCCUACUGUUGGUCAGAAAAUUCAUUCUCCUGAGACACCAUACAAAUAUCAUGAGUGUGGCAACAUCUUAGGCUUCAUGAGAAAAUUCAUACUGGAUAGAAGCCAGAUAUAUAUGUAUUUAUUAGGUCUUUAGAACAUGAAUUCAUUCUAGAAAGAUUCCUCACCAAUUUCACAAGUGUAAAAAACAAAAACACCUAUCCUCACAGCUUAACAUCUCAACAGUAGUAUUAGAGUAUUUAUCCUGGAGAAAACACACAGCAAUGUAAUGUGUGUGGCAAGGAUCUUACCCAAAAGUCACAAGAUAGGAACAUAGUGGAGCCAUACUUCCCAGACUCAGUGGUUGUGGCAAAUCCUUUACCUUUUUCACUAUAUGUAUUCUCUGAUGACUUUAGUUCAGGUACUCAGCAGCUACAGUAAAUCCAUAUUUGACAAGAAGCUGUAGAGAUAUUUUCGUGUAAAAUAAACCUGAAUUCUAACUCAGCAGAGAUGAUUCUUUGGGAAAGUAGUCCACCAUCUUUUUGGUCUCCUGGCUUUCUGAAUAAAGUCACUAUUCCUUGCCCAACAAGUAGUCUCUCAGUUUAUUGGCCUGUUGUGUGGUCAGCUCUAAGAGCUUGGCUUUGGUAAUACAUUGAUCAAACACAUUUGCUAUAUGCAUUUCCUGAUGGUCUCUGGGAAGGAAUCAGUGAGAUGAAGGGGCCAACUUUAUUAGAUAUGAUUCAUUCACAUCCGUAUUUCCUGGAAACACACACAGCCUGAAUUAUGAGAUUCAGCCGUGUGUGAAUUAGCAACAGGGAGGGCGGAAAAUAAUGUAAAACUAGGACAGGACUCAUCAUGGUCAGUAGGAUCAGGAAGCCCUUCCGUACGUAGUCCAGCCUAUCAUAAAACAUACAUAUAAUAAUAAUAUAAAACAUUAUAAUAGAAAACACUAUAAUAAUAGUUAUAAAACAUAACUAUUUCCUUUGUUAUAAUCUAUUUCACACAAGCUUGUGUUCCCCUUUUUUUUAUAGCUAUAGGGAACUUGCAGUUUAAUAAGACUUUAAAUUGUGUACUUGUCUUAAUUUCUCUGUUUCUUUGAAAAACGAAUCCCUUUUGAUUCUUGAAUCUCGAUGUAAUCUAUGGUUGCUAGUAGAUCUUUAACGACACUGGGAAGAGGGUCCCAUGGCAGGACUUGCCUUCUGGCUACACACUCAAUUACUUUGAUGAUCUAAAUGAUUCAUUGGAUGGUUAAUUCUUGGCAUUUUGGGAUUAAUAGCCAUUUGCACUACUGCCGUUGUCGCAGGCACUGCUUUACAAACCUCAAUUCAAACACACAACUUUAUUCAAAAUUGGACCAAAGAUGCUCAUACUAUGUGGACCACUCAGGCUCAGGUAAAUGAGGAAGUUCAAGAUGAAAUACAGGAAAUAAAAACAGCCAUCCAAUGGGUCAGAGAUGAAUUAAUAGAUUUACAAAAACAAGUUAUGCUAAAAUGUGACUGGAAUUCUACUCAAUUUUGUAUUACCCCUGUUCGGUUCAACUAUAGUGCCUACUCUUGGGAACAAAUAAAAUUUCACUUGUAAAACAUAUGUGAUAA